Molecule: messenger RNA, 1061 nt
Organism: Rhagoletis pomonella (apple maggot)
Lineage: Eukaryota; Metazoa; Arthropoda; Insecta; Diptera; Tephritidae
Source: RefSeq, a predicted model, not a curated record
AACCGGAUCCUUGUCAAAAGAAAGAACAACGCACGGAUAUGUGCCAACGAUAUUUUACCAAUGAACGUAAGGGCUGCACCUGCGACGAAUGCAUGGAUGAAUGUGAGGCGGGAAGCAGCGAAGAAGAUUCCGACUCAUGCCAGCAAUGUGGCCCACCGCAGAUUAUGCCUCCGUGUUUUGUUGUGCCCACUAAACCAGAACCCGGUCCUGAGGCCUACGAGCAGUUUGAGGCUUGCCUAAAUGGUAGUGGCCUAGUAAUACGUGUUCUCAAGAAUACUUACGUAGUGGAAAGUGCUGACGAUGGUAUGCAGCAAGGUGGUCACGACAGUGGUAGUGAUUGCGAGGGGAAGAAUACGAAGCAAAACAACAACCAAUGCGAGACCUUGAACGAGAUUCUACAACGCAGUAGUUUCGCCAAAAAUCAUGUCAAGCGACGCACAAAUGGUUACAUCAUCAAUGGCCCGAGGUUGCCGAAAAUCCGAGCUAACAUCAAAUACUCCGCAAAUGAUUCAUGCGAACCGGAUAAUUAUUGUCUACCCUUCAAUAAGAUCAAAUCAAUAUGUAAUGCAGAUCAAAAACUAGAGCUCUACCGUCGUAAAGGACCCUGCUGUGACGACGACAGUUGUGGUCCCAUUGCACCACCAUUGCCGGCGCGGGAUAUACGAAACUGCUGCCUACAAGUAGAUCCUCAAGAUAUUAAAGACACUUUGAAGGGCAUAAACACAGAUACCAGAAAAAAGGGUAUUGAGGUAUGCUACAGAACAUGUGAAGAUACCGAUAGCGACGUCUUUCUGGUGAAAUUAGGCAAUAAGCAGCACUAUCGCCCUAAGCGAAAUACCAUCGAAAUCGAAUUGAAGACACCGAAGCAGCCAAUUAUACUGCCCAAACAGAAAAUGACCACAGAGACGCAGAUCACCGAUAAGGAGCUGGACGAAGCGCUCGCUGCCUUGUGCGCUGGUAAUAAGAAAAAGGGAAAGAAAGGGAAAAAGGGAAAGAAGACGAAGUAAUAAACUAGAAAAUUUCUAAAUAUUUCGCGCUAAAAUCAAAAUGUAAUUAAAUUU